Molecule: messenger RNA, 303 nt
Organism: Acanthoscelides obtectus
Lineage: Eukaryota; Metazoa; Arthropoda; Insecta; Coleoptera; Chrysomelidae
Source: the annotation of a GenBank genome assembly
AUGGUACUAAGACACAACAGUCCGAAAACUAGUGAGAAACAGCUGAAUAGUUUAAUGGACAUACAUCGUAUGGGAACCGCACCUGGGUCGUAUCAACACUUUCCUAAAUCUAACAGUCCAGCCCUGAGUAAUUCCUCGGGACAACGUACAAGAGCUAAAUGCGACCUAAGUACUGUUAUUCUGUCUGAUUGCCCUUACUCUGACACAGAAACUCAGGUUCAUCCAACAGCUGUUGAUAAGAUGGGUAAAUAUUUUUUGCUAUUUGAUGAUCCUUUAGAGGAUGCUUUGGGUGGAAAGACGUAG